AUGAUUAUCGGCGCCGGCCGUCGAGAUCGCCUCCGCCUCGACGAGGCAGACCAGCCUACCGCGAUCGCGACCGAGAAGGCUAUCGUUCACCCGGAUACCCCAGCCGAAGCCGAAGCUACAGCCGCAGUCGCAGCCGCGGCGAUCGACGCGGCCGUCACCCCGGACAAGAAAAUCACGAAUGAAUUGAGAGACGGCUAUCAUAUUGAAGGUCUAGACGAAGUGCGCGUGAUUCGCGAUCGUCAGACUAAAAUGUCGCGCCAGCUGGGUUUUCUUCGCUUUCGCAAUCUUAACUAUUCGCGCGCUUUUCAUGAUGCCAAUUAUCCGAAUAUCAUACUUUACGGCCCAAGUGCUGGUCCGAAUGAUCGUGGCACGAAAGUUCGCAUUGCAUACAGUCGAGAGAGAGAGGACCGCGCUCGUGCUAGAGCCGAGGGUGAUUGGACGUGCAAGAUGUGCGCCAUUGUCAAUUACUCGACCCGCCAAAAAUGCUUCCGAUGUCAAGCACCUCGCCCUGAACCCGGCCCUACAGGCCCACCUGGAAUAGCUGCUCCAAGGGUUGAUAACCAUGGUGAUAAUGACGCCGCGCCGGAGAACCAACCUUCUCAAUUCCUGCUGUUCCGAGGGUUGGAACCUACAGUCACUGAAGAACUUCUAGCUAAGGGUGUCGCAAAGCUCUAUCGACCGACCAACAGUGCAGAUGGCUCGGGAGGGGGUCAGAAAAAGAGUGGAAAGGUUGCAUCUACAACCGGAGAUGCCAACCUGGGCGCUCGAGACGGAUCCAUUCGUCGUGUUCUUUUAGUGAGAGACCGUCGAUCCAACGAGAGUUGGCGCUAUGGUUUCGCCGAGUUUGCUACUAUCCAGGAUGCCCAAGCUGCCACGGCACGUUUGAACUCAUUUGAGAAGUUCACAAUCUCUUCAAGACCCGUUCUUGUCAGCUAUAUCCACGCGGGAGUGUUUGUGCCCGUGAUUAACCCGACCGCGAGUACCGAAAAAUUCACAUUCAGCCCUCUGAAUAAUCCUUCUUUGAAGUUGAUGUACUGGGACGACGAGGCCUAUGUCAGGGAACUCACGGUGACGUCCGGGGAGGCAGAUAAUGACCAGCAACCGGCCAAGGGCGACAAGCCAGUCCAGCCCGACGGAAAAGGCAGCAAGGACGCAGACAAGGCCAAGAAGAGAAAGGCAGAAAACGCCGCCAGUGCAGGAGCUAAGAAACUUGCAAUGCCUUCGCACCUGCAAUUCUGGAGUAACCGACAUGCCGAACUGCACGGAAUCAAAAAGGAUGCAGAGGAAAAAGAGGGCGCUGGAUCAGAACUGGGAGAUCCAGAAGCCGAUGCCGUCGUGCCAUCUCAGUCGUACGCUGACCCAAAUCGGAACUGCUGUUAUCUGUGCAUGCGUCAAUUCAAGUCGUCGGCCGACGUCAAUCGCCACGAGCGUCUGAGUCAACUGCACCGUGGAAACCUUCAGAAUGAGGAAUUGACCGCCAAAGCCAUGGGCAAGCUCAUCAAGCAUGGUAUCGUGCCACAGCCACCUGAAUAUCGUGACCGUGCGAGAGAGCGCCGCAAGGCUUUCGGUGCUUCUAAGACCUCAGCCAAGAAGAGCGCACCUCCGCCGAAAGAGGAAGAACCACCAGCUGAACCCACCUCCAAGGGUGCUUCGCUUCUCAGCAAGAUGGGAUGGUCCGCCGGCUCUGGGCUGGGUGCUCAAGGCACCGGCAUGACGGCACCAAUCGCCACCGAGGUCUACGCUCAAGGCGUGGGAUUAGGCGCGCAAGGAGGUAAGCUAGGCGAUGCUGCCGAGGAGGCCGGACGGAACACCCGGAACCGAUACGACGAGUUCCUGGAGAAGACGAGGCAGACGGCACGAGACCGAUACGAGCAGAUGGAGCGAUAG
Molecule: messenger RNA, 1887 nt
Organism: Aspergillus steynii IBT 23096
Lineage: Eukaryota; Fungi; Ascomycota; Eurotiomycetes; Eurotiales; Aspergillaceae
Product: putative G-patch domain protein
Exons: 6
Coding region: 1-1887 (628 amino acids)
Biological process (GO): mRNA splicing, via spliceosome
Cellular component (GO): nucleus
Molecular function (GO): RNA binding
Source: RefSeq, a predicted model, not a curated record